AUGGCCGAGGACCAGACGGCGCAGGAGGCAUGGACGCUCAUCACCAACCUCUUCCUUGACAAUCAGAUGACCCACGCCGUAUACCUCGAGGCGGAGUUCCGUGGUCUUGUGCAAGGCGACCUCUCCGUCACCGCCUACUGCCAUCGCCUCAAGGCUCUCUCGGACGCCCUCGGUGACGUCGGCACCCCCGUCUCCGACCAGACCCUUGUCCCCAACUGCCUCCACGGACUCAACCCGUGCUUCUCCGACAUUACCACCAUUGUCACACUGCAGAGCCCCCUGCCGUCGUUCACCCAGACGCGCUCCCUUGUCACUUUGCGCGAGACCCAGCUCGCGAACUCCUCGGUAGUGGGCAACCAGACCGCCCUCUAUAGCGGUGGCCCGUCCCAUGGCGCUGGCGGCCACCAUGGUGCUGGUAGCUCCAACUCCUCUGGUCAGUACCACGGUGAUGCCAACCGGAACAACUCCGGCGGCAACCGCAAUGGUGGCAAUUGGCGCAAGAAGAAGAACAGAAACAUCAACAACAACAACGGCGGCUCUUCUGGCGGUUACCGACCCGGCGUCGCUCCCUCCUCUGUUGGCCCGUGGGUCUGCUUCAACCCUCUCAUGGGUCAGCAGUUGUAG
This is a messenger RNA of Aegilops tauschii subsp. strangulata, 624 nucleotides long. Lineage: Eukaryota; Viridiplantae; Streptophyta; Magnoliopsida; Poales; Poaceae. The record is from RefSeq and is a predicted model, not a curated record.